CCGGCUGAGGCAGUGACAACAAGGCGGCGUGUGGCAGCUGAGCGAGUGACUGCCCGUCCCUCUCCCUCUCUCUCAGUAACCUGCAAGACACCAAGGAGGAGGUCAUCACUUUAUCUCGUCCUGCCCAUGAUGUUGGUGCUGCGUUCCCUGGUGGUGUUGGCGGCGGUGGUGGUGGGGGUCCUGGGGGAGGGUUCGGAGGGUGAGGAGAGGGCGAGGCUGCUGGCUGCUAAACGUGUCCACAACUUGUACCUGGUGGAGGGCCGGGACAUUGUGGUCCAGUACUCGGUCCAUAAUGUUGGCCAGGCAGCAGCGGUGAAUGUCCAGCUCACCGACUCAGGCUUCAGCACGGAGGACUUUGAGAUAGGCGGGGGACAGCUGCAGGUCAAGUUUGACAGGAUCGCCCCCAAUGCCAAUGUGUCGCAUACAGUGGUGGUGCGGCCUAAGAAAUAUGGGUACUUCAACUUCACUGCCGCUGAAGUGUCCUACCAACCCUCUGAGGAGUCUGUUGAGAUCCAGAUUGGCUACACCUCUGAGCCUGGUGAGGGAGGGAUCAUCGCCUUCAGGGACUAUGACAGGAAGUUCUCCCCACAUGUGUUUGACUGGCUGAUCUUCGCGCUGCUGAUGAUCCCGGCUCAGCUCGUGCCCUUCAUGAUGUGGUACAACAUCAAGUCCAAGUAUACCGCUGUGCAGAGGCCCAAGAAGGGGAAGACUGAGUGAGCUGGCCGCCAUGUCUGUGUCCGUGUGUGUGUGUGUGUGUGUGUGAGGGAGGGGAGUGAAUGCAUUGUUAUGUCAAGGGUGCCUCUCGGUGCAGUUAGCUUGACCCUCACAGUUAAAGAAAAGAUGUUUAUAUUUAUUCCUGUAUCCAUUGUUGUUUUUAUUUACUUUAUAUUUUUUAUUUAUUUUUCCUUGGGGUUUUCACUCAUCAAAAGUGAAUUAAUGCAUCAAUUUGAUCUGUAUAAUUUUUUGCUUUCCCUCUUCACAAUCAGACCAUUAUUUCAUGUUCAUUUUUUCUCUUUCCUGAUUCAGUUCUGUUAUCAGUCAAAGAAACAAUGCCUGUUAAGUUUUCCACUUUAUAAAGUCAUUUGGUUAUUAAGGGUUUCAUUUGGUUAUUAAGGGUUGUAUAAUACUUCUUGUCCCUUACAUGUUUCCUAGUACAUGUGUGUGUGUUUGUGUGUGUGCGUGUUUGUGACGGUGCUGUGAGGUGAAAGUGUUGUCAUUUGGGAUAUGUUUUGUAGGAAAAUAAAUAAUUGUACUUA
Portunus trituberculatus (swimming crab) is the source of this 1256-nucleotide messenger RNA. It is a transcript of the gene SsRbeta, whose product is annotated as translocon-associated protein subunit beta-like. Gene Ontology annotation, cellular component: endoplasmic reticulum; membrane. The record is from RefSeq and is a predicted model, not a curated record. The transcript has 5 exons. NCBI's taxonomy places the organism in Eukaryota, Metazoa, Arthropoda, Malacostraca, Decapoda, Portunidae. Bases 127 to 717 code for a protein of 196 amino acids.